UAACAUGAUUCCAUAUCAGGGGAAGACCAAGCCCGAACUUGAUCUUUCAGCUUUGCUGCAUGUGGGGGUGGAUAUGCUUAGUUUUUCUUCGCAACAUAGCUACCCGCCGCUUCUGUCUGGUCUAUUCCCGAGAACAGAAGACACUAUUCUUUUCGCACAUCUGAGCCUGCCCUCAGGGGUUGGUACACCGGUAUAACUUUUUCAGUUAGGUGGAUUGAUCAUUUUUCUACCGCUUAUCACCUAUUCCGUCCGACGUCCGUGUGCUGAAAUCCCUGUCUAACUUUAAUUAUGCGCCAGCGUUGAGCGAGACAGCGUCAAAUGGACUGUACAACUCCAAACUCGUACUCUUUGUACUAAUCUGUAAUGAUUUAGUUAUAGCUCUUACAUAGUGAGGGUGAGACGCGGUGAUUGCGCCCAGUAGAUCAUCUCGUGAGGGCGGGUCCAGCAGCGCGAAUGUCCGCAGAUUCCCUAACACAGCGCAUGGGGCUUACAGUAGGUGUAGCACGAAGAAUUGCAUAGUUGCAUUGGAACUUAGAUGUUCAAAUUCUUCCACUUCACUCUUUUAAUAAGCUCAGACUUAUAAUUAUCUUCGCAUUGCAUUACUUCUUGUCACUCGUUUUACCUAGUCCUUUACAAAAAAUAUCUUCUCUGCUUCACAAUGCAUCUCUUCUCCACGAAGGCGGUUCUACUCAGUUUCGCUAGCUUAGCAAUCGCUGAUAGCUGCACUGAGGGCCCGUUUGUCAAGGAUCCGCCCAAAGCCGGUGUGUUGCCUCCAAGCCCUGCCUGCCACACCCGGUGGGACAAUGGCGAGGUUAUCGUAGGAGUGGAAGCCUGGGCCGCCAAGUUCCAAAUGAAGGCCAUCCGGUUCAAAUACUCGCAACAGGGCUGGGGCCCAACCCUCGGCACCGUGGAUAAGCAUUCGGAGUACCAUGCGGUUGGAGAAUGGAGCGCAUCGGAAAAAAUCAGCAUUCGCAUGUGGAACAACAAGCCCGACGAUGGCGAUCCAGUGGAUGCGGUCGGCUGGAUCCAAAUCUCGAAGAAGAAGAACGGAGAGAAGCUCCUCGACAUCGGCGGCGACCCCAAGAAGACGGCCAAGACAGAGAACUACGGCGCCAACAUGGGUGGUGAGAUGAUUCUUGGAGCCCGUGUUGGAUCUGGAGCAUGGCUUGACUAUCUUGAGUUUAAUAUGCUGAAAUCGCCAGUCGAGAAAGCGGAGCUCACUGAUGUGAAGAUGAACGACAGGCUUGAGGACGUUAACAAGAAGCAACAAGGCAUCGACAAUGUUGACCUUAAGACUAUGUACUUCGUCAACGAGAACCCUAAGAACGGUUCCAACAUGAUAUACGGUCAACACAUGUCCACCACGGAAAAAACCAGAAAGGAAAUUACAACUGAAACGACGAACGAGUGGUCAGCGGGAGUCUCCAUCACUGUCGGUGCAUCCGUCGGCAUCCCGCUUAUUUCAGCCAACGUCGAGACAACGACAAGCGUCGGCUAUGCGAACACGGAGUUCAAAUCCGAAACACUCGAAGAAGAGGAUGUAGAGACACUUGAAUGGGACUUCAGAUGUGACCCCGAGACUCCUCUUCCUCCUCAGCGUGCUGCCAAGUGUGUCGCCAGGAGUACCAGCGGUGACUACAAAGGAUCCUAUGUUGGCACUGUUAAAGUUGAGUUGAAGGACGGAUCAACCUACUCGUACAAAGAGGCUGGGGAGGUAACGAGCCUGAGUUUUCUCGAUGCUAGCGCGUCAUGCAAGGAGAUUGAUCUCAAAGAUGUCCCGAGCGGCGCAACAGUUGGCGAGACCGAGGAAGUGAAGAAUGAGAAGAGAAAUCUCCAACACUUGCGAGUCUUCCGCCCGUAGUCAGGGAAGGCUGUAGAGGGAUUACAACGGGCUUGGUCUUCGUCGAC
Periconia digitata is the source of this 1908-nucleotide messenger RNA. Lineage: Eukaryota; Fungi; Ascomycota; Dothideomycetes; Pleosporales; Periconiaceae. The record is from the annotation of a GenBank genome assembly.